This is a messenger RNA of Paramuricea clavata, 1252 nucleotides long. The record is from the annotation of a GenBank genome assembly. NCBI's taxonomy places the organism in Eukaryota, Metazoa, Cnidaria, Anthozoa, Malacalcyonacea, Plexauridae.
AUGGGCAAGAAGAAGUCAAGUAACAAAGAAGCCGCGAGGAAGCGCUUCCCUGUUGGCGAACAUUCUAGCAAAAGGCAAGAAUUAAAGGAAAUUUUCUUGGCUAAAAAUGCAAGCCUGAAAGUUGCAAAAAAAGAUAUUGAUAAGCUUUCAAAGAGGGUAAGUACUAAGUGUUCAUCAAACUCUACAUCUACACUAAUCUUUCAGUUAAUUUAAGACUGCAGUGGAUUUCUUGGUGCAUUAAGGUAUGAUAGAUAUAAGAAAUAAUUAAAAUAUAUAUUAAAUGCAUUGGUUCAGCAGCAUUGGUUCAGCAUAUACUAUAAAAAUAUCAUAAACUGUAUAGUAAUUAGCAAAAAAUGUUCUUCUGCAGAUUAAAAGCCAUAAAGAAAAAAUUGGGUUGCUCAGUGUAGAAGAACAGUCCUUGCAAGGGAAAAGGAGGAAACUUGAAGACAAAAAGAUCAAUAAACUACGAGCAAGUCUGAAAAUGAAUUUGACCGUAAGACGAAAAGCACCCUCAAAGUUAGAUCCACAUAACUCAGAGAAACUUCAAUGUUCUCUCUCAGUUCUGUCAAACAGAAGAAGACGAAAAGAAACCUUAGAUGUCUGUCAGAGUCUACAUGGGGAUGCCGAAGGUAACUAUGGAAGUGUCUGGCAAAUGUAAGCUUUGCUAGUUCAGAGUCCAGUACCUUGAUAGUAUUUUGUAAAUGAAACUGCCCAAGGCCAGACAUUUUCAAAACAUUUGAAACCAGUGAUCUAAAACAUUGUAGCUAGAUUAAGACUGAUGUCUAUUUGAAAUUACGGCUUUAUGAAAGGAUACUAAGAUGUGUACUGUAUCUGUAUAAUGUGGCUUUUGGUUUUCUUAACCCAUUUACCGGCAGUACGUACUCUACCACUGACGAGUAAAAUCGUCUAGCGUUAGACAGAGUAAAUACUAAAGUAGGGCGCACUGCCAGCUAACAGGUUAAUUGACCUCACAUCCUUGGCGUGCGGUUUACUAGCUAAGACCCAGGAGGAGAAGCUAGUGAUAGUUUUGUUUUGAAAAACUUGCAGCUGUGACAUUCUAUUUUCAGGAGAAACCUCUGCAGCCCUUGAUGGUAUGUGGCCAACUAUGGUUAAUGAAAGUACAUCUGGCCGACUAAAAGCAUAUCUGGACAAAUCACCAAAGAUACGUAGUAAAGUUAACCCAUCCUUAAUGAGCAAACAAGUUAAAGGGUAUCAAGACAGCAAUGACAACAUGUGUCGCAGUUUGAAAUGA